AGAACUCGUCUCACUUUUUUUUUGUUCGGUAUUUUGCGAUCAACAAAAAGCUUUCUCUCUCACACACGCAAUUGCACACAUUUCUGAACGUCGUAGACACAUCGUCUUCAAUCUACGAUUUAGUAGUGCUCAGCCAUUCAAGCCAAUCAUAACAAAUAAUAAGACGCGGUAACAUAACAAACAAAUCGGCAACAACACGACGUGCAUUUCGUACGUAGCAAAAAAUAUCAAGAGAUAACAUUGGAUGAUGAAUUCAAUAAAACAAUUUUCCAGCCACUCAAAUAACAAAUCGGCGACACAAUGUCUACGCUGGUGUGGUGGCGUCAGCGGCUGCAGCUGGUGGUGGUUAGUUUGUAUAAUAUGGUGCUUACAAACGGUGAAUGCAGCGAAUAUAACGUGUGAAUUAUGUGAAAAUGAAAACUAUCAAAUUGAAAUCGAUGCUUGCUAUGUGACCAAGCCAAUAACAUUAGUCAAGGAUGAGCCAUUAAUAUUCACCGUAACGAGUACAAGUGCAUCGAAUAUAACGUCUGUUCUAUUUACACCAAAGAACGGUCAAUUACAAUCGAACAUUACGGAAGUGCCACGGGAAAUAUUUCGCAUAUUUCCGCAACUACGCAAAUUGGAGAUUCGAGGCAAUGUACAAAGUAUAAGCAGUGAUGAUUUUACGGAUGCAAAAAAUCUACGCCAUUUAACAUUGAACAAUCAAUUGGAAUGCCUGUCGAGCCAUGUAUUUACGUACGCAUCGAAUUUGUCCAGCAUAACAUUAUCACGGAAUCGUAUUAGCCGCAUCGAAGACAAUGCAUUCGAUGGUUUGUUUGUAUUGGAACAAUUAACGCUAUCAAAAAAUGAGUUAAAAUCGUUGAGUCGCUUAAUGUUUGCCGGCCUCACAAAAUUGAAUUAUUUGAAUUUACGCGAUAAUGAUAUCGAUACCAUUGAAGAUGGAACAUUCGAUUUACCCGAACUUAGUGAGUUGAUUUUAUCGAAAAAUCAUCUGAAAACGUUGUCCGAUCACAUUUUUCAGGGUGCACCAUUGUUGCAACGCUUGACCAUCGAUAAUAAUAAUUUGGAAACGAUUGGUAGAUCCAUGUACAAUUUGAAGCACGCAAAUCGAAUUAUUAUGUAUCAGAAUAAAAUUCGGGACAUUGAUAUUAUUGAAUUUGCAAAAUUACCCGAAUUAUGUGCAUUAUGGUUGCGUGACAGUGGAUUCACAUUUCGCAAUCGAACGAUCGACCAAUACCAACCAUCCAAUUCAAAAGUUAAUUACCUCGACAUAUCGUACAAUCACCUAUCCGAUCCAAACGAUUUACAACGCUUGCAAAUUUUCAAAGAACUAAAAACCAUUACGCUCGACGACAACGAAUAUGUACACAUUGAAUUGGGAAAUCAAACCAUUCAUGAAAUAUUUCCCGUGCUAGAAACAUUUCACAUGUCACGAAAUAAGUGGAAUUGCACUUGGCUAAAACCGGUCGUUGAACAAGCAACAAAGGAUCGAAUACGAACGGUUCUUAAUACAGCGGAAUGCGAGUAAUUUACUUUGAUUGAUAAGAUGCAGAUGGGAGACCGCAAAAUUAAAAGAAAAUAAAAAAGAAAAUACCAAACGUUCACUCGAGUGAAGAAAUUGAGUGAAUAUAUACAUUAAUAAGACGAAAAUCGGAUAUUGUGUGUGUGUGUGUGUGUGUCGUUGACUGUGCAUGUGUGGCGUGAUUGUGUGUGUGAAUGUUGGUUUUUGUGCCUCAAUUAUAUUAAUGUGCAUUUUUGGAUUAGGAAAUUUUAGUCGAUUUAACAUUUAUAUAAUAGCGUCGAAUUUUUCUAUUCUCUAUUCAUUUUGUAUACUUACGCUUAGAUUUUUAGAAACAUGAUAAGAGAGACUUUACGAAACUUUUGUACGACUUUCAGCUAAUAUAGUAUGUAAUUCAUUUUGUGUGUACGGUGAAGACAUUUAGUGAAGCAAAUUUAUCAAUUCAUCAGAAAAUUAAUCACUCGAGUGAAAUAUAUAAACAAUUCAUUUUUGAGAUGUAAUUGCUUGCAUUUUUCAAAUCCGGAUUUCUAAACAAAAAACAUCUCUUGUCGGUCAACUGAUUUUUUAUGGUAUUUGAAAUAUCGGAUAUGACACCAUUUCAUGUAACCAUUUCAUCAAAUGUGUGCCAACGAACGACAAAGAAAAAUGUUCGACAAAUAUUCGGACUGAACAAAAUUUUUUUUCUUAUUUAAAGUGAUUACAUCAGCAUCAACGGAAGAAACACUUAUCAGCGAUUAGUUCAAUAAACUCCCCUCGUUUCUUAGAUGAAAAGAAAAAAAAAUUCUGAAGCGCUUUAGAGAAUCUAUCAAUAUCAAUUUUAUUUUGUGUGAUCAUUUACUCAUACUCGCAUUAAGCUUAUAUUUGCCAUGAGAAAAACGAGAAUCGCUUAUAUAUUAUCGUAUGUAGAUUAAACCAAAAAUAUUGUAAUAAAACGAGCACCAUUUUUGCUGUGUGUUGA
Messenger RNA from Contarinia nasturtii (swede midge), 2477 nucleotides. RefSeq names its product slit homolog 3 protein-like. The coding region runs from base 245 to 1528 and encodes 427 amino acids. The transcript has 2 exons. Gene Ontology annotation, molecular function: protein binding. The record is from RefSeq and is a predicted model, not a curated record. NCBI's taxonomy places the organism in Eukaryota, Metazoa, Arthropoda, Insecta, Diptera, Cecidomyiidae.